AAGGGGGUGCAACUCAAUAUUAGGAAAGUUAAUCAGUUACAUUCUGGACUUGUGUUCCUUCCUGGUAUAACUGAAUGGUUGACUGAAGGGCUGUGGUCUAAGUGAGAUCAUAUGAGAAUCAUGAGUGACACUUCUAUUCUUGGUGGAAUUGGUUUUGGAUUAAGGAUACACAUAGCCAUUGCAUUGCGUGCAAACAUAGACCAUUUCAUAAUUAUAUUUUGUUAGAUAUAGCUAGGCUAUAUCAGAGAAUAGUUUUUUUUUCUUCUGCUAGGGCUAUGGGAUGGCGGGCGCUUCAGCAGGUGUCAGAGACAUUGAUUGACAGCUGCGAACGUGACGUCAUAUCGGGGGGCGCCGUGGUGGAGUUUGUGUUUUAGAAGAGGUUACAACGCUCGGUGUGGGAAGUACCGAAAGAAAGAGAGCACCACUCAAUAAUUCAUAGUGCAGCCUUCACCAGCCUGUGCGCAGACUACCGGAGCAGAUUAAAAAAAAUGGUUGUAUCCUAUUCCUAAAUAAAUACUUUUGUGCAAUUAGCGGAUACCUACGGUAACCACAAUCUUGGUCACAGUCCCGCUGACUGAUUCCAUACUUUAUUUUUGACAGUCAAAUAGACUAGGAUAAUUGGCGAAAACAUCCACAGAUGUUUUUUUUCCUCCCACCUCUUGCGACAGGCUGCGAUGUUCAUCCUAGCAUAUGCUAUAUGAAGCAGCAGGUGGUAAUGGUGGCAAACAGCAGUAUCCAGAGUCCAGAGGGAGGCAGGGCCAUGCUACAGCUCUAGCCACAGGCUGAGGGAUUCCAUGGACACUCAUUAACUCAAUGCCACAAAACCGGGAUUGAGUGGGAAGUUUGGGAAUAUCGGCCAGGGGUGGUUGGAAUGGGCAAGUUACUAAUUGACUGAUAGACUGCUAUGGAAGGAGCGGGAUCCACUACAAUCUCUGUGAAUGUAACUCUCGGCUCAUUUCCCCAGGGGGAGUUGAGCUGGGAUCGCUCAGCUAGGAUUAGAGACCAGUACCGAGUGUCUGCCUCUGCCAUCCCAUGCUUCUAUCUGUAGCAGGCACAGUUGGGGCGUUGCUAUGGCAACACGUGCCCUGCACCGGGGUGUAGAGUCUCAUCACUUGCUCUACUAUCUCUGAUAUCUGAGGAAGAUGGAACAAGCUUGACUACUAUUUUUUUACCUCGUCAUGCAAUAACUGGUGGAGGUCACCUGAGCCAUGGCCAAACAGGACUCCCCACUGUUCCUCCACGGCUUUGACCUGGGGGACGUCUUCAUAGACCCCCGGCCCCUGGGCAGCGGGACCACUGGUCUGGUUCUGUCCGCUGUGGACAAGCGCAGCGGCCAACGGGUGGCUGUGAAGAAGCUGGUGAUGCGUGACGUGGUCAGCGUGAAGCACGCCCUGCGGGAGGUCAAGAUCACGCGGCGCCUGCAGCACGAGAACGUGGUGCGCGUGCACGAGGUGUUGGGCCCCCACGGCCGCCCGCUUCAUCGCGACCCAGCCCAGCUGAGCGCCCUGUACAUCGUCCAGGAGUGCAUGGAGAUGGACCUAGCUCACCUGCUGGAGCAGGGGCCACUUCCUAGCGGGCACACCACUCUGCUCUUCUACCAGCUCCUUCGAGGCCUCAAGUUCAUCCACUCAGCCAACGUGCUGCACCGCGACCUCAAACCAGCGAACAUCUUCCUCAACACAGACCAGUUACUGCUCAAGAUCGGCGACUUUGGCCUGGCCAGAAUCGUUGACCCACACUACUCCCAUAAGGGCUACCUGUCAGAGGGCUUGGUGACUAAAUGGUACCGAUCUCCACGCCUGUUGCUCUCUCCCAACAACUACACCAAGGCCAUCGAUAUGUGGGCAGCUGGCUGCAUCCUCGCAGAGAUGCUAACGGGACGCAUGCUCUUUGCAGGAGCCCAUGAACUGGAACAGAUGCAGCUGAUCCUGGACACAGUGCCUGUGUUGAGGGAAGAGGACCGCCUGGAUCUUCUGCAGGUCAUGCCCACUUAUGUCAGCCAUGGCUGGAAGGUCAAGAGGUCAUUUAGGGAGCUGAUCCCUGAGGUGGAGGCGGAUGCCAUUGAUUUUCUGGAGCGUAUCUUGACCUUUAACCCCAUGGACCGGUUGACGGCAGAAGCGGCCCUGUCCCAUCCCUUCCUGCAGCAGUACUCAUUUCCUCAGGACGAGCCCAUGUCGCCCCAGCCCUUCCGCAUAGAGGACGAGCUGGAUGAUAGCCUAAUCACGGAGCCUGGCCACAGUCACAGCCAGGCCUUUAGCUCUCACUGGGACAGGUAUGAGACCAGCCUGUCAUCAGACUUGUGCUGGCAGCAGCAGGGUGGGUGUCAGUGCUUGCCUGGGGUCUCGGAGGUGGGUGACCCAGAGGAGGAGGUCCUGAGGGAUCCCAAGGCAGGCUCUAACCCCUUGUUGGAGGAGGCCCAGGUGGACCCUCGCAAGUAUUCCAACAGCAGCUCUGCCGAGCGCUUCCUGGACCACUCCCACUCCUCUCUGGAGCGUGCUUGUGGGGGCGGGGCCUAUACUGAGCUGGACUGUGACCGUUCCUGUGACUACAAAGUGGGCUCUCCUUCCUAUCUAGAUAAGAUUGCGUGGAGGGAAGACAAACCGCAGCACUACUCCGAGCCCAAACUGAUCCUGGACCUGUCUCACUGGAAGAGGAACAGACAGCUGCCGGUGCCUGAGCCUAGAGGGGCCAGUGUGGAGAAGCCGCCUGUGGAGGAGCCGCCUGGGGACCUGUUCCAGGAGAUAUCUCGGUGGGUGGAGAGCACUCAGUCUCGCCUCCACUCCCCCAGCCUGCCCCAGGAACCCCUGCCUUCACCCCUGCCUUCACCCCCACUGCCCCUCUCUCCCACUCUCCUCCCCGCCCCCCUCUUCCACUGCUGUUCGCCGGUCCUAUGGCCCUCAGCUGGACUGGACGACACACUCAGCCCACCUGGCUCAUCCCGCUCCCCUCCCUCUCUGUUGCCCUCUUCUCCUCCGUCAAUGUCACCUCCGAUUCCUUCGUCGAUCCAUGAGCGCUUCCAGAUGCUUCCCUCCAGGGGGCAAGGGGGCCCGUUUGACCUGGAUGUGUUCAUCACAGCCCUGAAGCUGUGUGGUCAGAGUGAGGACCUCGGUGGAAACCCAGACGAGGCCAAACAGGCCAACAUCAAUGGCGUAUCCAGGCUUCCAGAGCGCAGACCACCCCCACGUCAGACUCCCAACUCCUGAAAGGAGCUGGGGUCCAAGGCUAACGCAGAGAGCACUGGCAGACUGAAUAGUGAACGCAUGUAGAAGGGAAAAAAUUAAGUUGCACAUGAUUUAAUGGGUACAGUUGUUUUUUUUCUUUACCCAUAAAUCAUUGGGGUGUGCGACUUUCUUUAAUUUCUUUCAUAAGUAAGCGUUGCCUUGACACUAACUAACCCUGCUCACUUAAACUAGUGGUGCUGCUCCUAUGUUCAGAGCUGAUUUACUGUAUGUUACAAGAAUAAGAGGAGCGUGAGGUGUGGAUCAAGUUCCAUUUGGUACUGUACGAACAACAUAAGCUUCUGGCGGUUUCGCUACUGCAUACCACCAGUAGCAAAACUUCAUUUACUGCUGUCAGUGUGGUCACUGCUGUAAAUGAAUGUACGUUGUACAGUAGCUAACCGAAAGGCCUAUGUUUCUUCAAAGCAGCGAUGUGUACUCAUUACAAGAAUGCCUGCAAAUGAUCAACAUUUGGUUGGAGAGAGGAACUCCCGGGUAUUCCAUAGCAGAAUAGGUUGAAGAGAAAGCAAUCAGCUAUUUUUGUUUACAUUUUUUGUUGAAAUGACUCUUUUAAACUAAACCCUUUUGGUUGUUAAGAUAUCUUCCGAAUGUGAGUAGCUAUACAGUAGGUCUUGCUGCAGCAAAUAGCUAUUUAGAAUUAUACGAAUAUCUUCCAUUUAGUGGGAAGUAUUUCUUAUAAAGAAAUGGGUCUGAAUGUAUUUAUAGAUCCACGUCUUAGCAUGUGAACAGUUAUCUCUGGUCCAGGGAGUUGUGGAGAGUGUUUGUGGAGAAACGCUCACUAAUGACCUGGACCAGAGCUAAAGAACAGAUAAAGGGAGAUGGCCCCUGGGAAUCCUAGAAUGAUGUUGAUACGUUUGAACGUUUUACUGUUAACAACUGUAUACAUUGAACUACUGUUUCUUACAGCAUCUUCCAGAUGCCAGUAAUUGUUUGUUGACAGUUUAAGGUACAGCUUUUGUGGAUUUUCUGUGUGUUAUUAUUUAUCUGAAAAGGAGUGCUCUCACAGUAAUACAGUAAGAUAUCUGUCUAGCUUUUGCACACCUAUGUUCUCAUCACAGGGAGAUAUAAACAGAACAGUGACAACACUGUAGUCAGCCUGUAGCUGAUUAUCAUCACCAAGCUGACAUCAGAAAGCCUUCGGAAUAGUCAUGCACAAGGACCAGCAGCUAAAAGGUCACACACUCAUCAAGCACUCUAAACUCCAUGGUAGUGUCACAAAAUUAUGAUGAUGCCCUUUUAGUGUAAGAGCAGUUUGAAAAGACCACCUGAAAGAGUUCCAAACCUCUCUGCCAAUAACAGCUAGUUUCCAGUUUUCCCCUCCCCACUCCCAGAUAGUCAAGCACAAUUCUUGCUAAGAAGCUAUCUUUGUUUAUUUUUUGACCAUUUUUAAAUGAAAACAAUCACAGUACGGUACUUAAUUGUUACCCAUAAAUGAUUUGAUAUUGAGAUAAAAAGGUCCAAUGCAGUCAUGUUUAAGGUUCCAUUUGGGACACAGCCCUUGUCUCCUGCUUUUACCAUCGUUCCUACUAGUCAAUGACAGCUAACGUUCCAAAAUGGUUGGAUUUCAUAAUGAUAUUAUACUCUUGAGUCAUGAGCAAAUGAUCUCAUUGCACAAUAUCACCUGGCAUUUUAAAGGGGACACAAUAAGCGAGCAUAGUCAAUUCUGGAAAUUGCAGGGUGCAAACUGUUUUCAGAGCAGUGCAUUGUCAUUUUAACAUACAAAAAAAAGCACAUUGGACAGGCACUGCCAGGGACCAGGUUCUUAAAGGCCAAUUAGGCUUCAUGUGCAGUGACAGAUGCUAUCUGGGCAAGUCCAUGUUAUUUUAUUGGUAAAAUAGGAGUCCGCAAUAAUAUCAGAAAUAUCUUAUUAGAUCCGAUGUGCUUGUUGAGACAGAAUUAUGUUCCUUUUAGUCUGGGAGUCGGGUUAUGAAUGUGCCUCAGAAUAGGCCUACAGGCUUUUGCACACCCAAAUAGGCCUAUGUUUCCAGCUCGCUGAAUGUAAUAGUUUUGCAUGGCUUGAUCCUUGAUGAAAACUAUCAAAUGAUUUUAACUAUAUAAAUUGUGGACCAUCUUUAUUUGAGGAUGUCCUGGUUGUAUCACAUAUGGUACAAUCUGCAGCUUUCACAGCUGAAAUCAAUUUACACUAUCCCUUUUGCAGUUCCUCUUUUGCUGAUCAACUAAAAAUAAAAGUUUCCAAAACA
Messenger RNA from Salmo salar (Atlantic salmon), 5440 nucleotides. The record is from RefSeq and is a predicted model, not a curated record. Lineage: Eukaryota; Metazoa; Chordata; Actinopteri; Salmoniformes; Salmonidae.